Messenger RNA from Aspergillus heteromorphus CBS 117.55, 599 nucleotides. RefSeq names its product NADH dehydrogenase [ubiquinone] 1 beta subcomplex subunit 3. Gene Ontology annotation, cellular component: mitochondrion. The record is from RefSeq and is a predicted model, not a curated record. The transcript has a single exon. NCBI's taxonomy places the organism in Eukaryota, Fungi, Ascomycota, Eurotiomycetes, Eurotiales, Aspergillaceae. Gene Ontology annotation, biological process: electron transport chain; mitochondrial respiratory chain complex I assembly. Bases 115 to 303 code for a protein of 62 amino acids.
CCUCACCGGAUUCGACCUCAGCGAAUUCAAGAAGGCCGCCCACCCCCAGUCAUCCUGGGCCAAGAAGGACCCCUGGGGUCGCGGGUACGAUCUCCCCCGCUUCACGACCCUCCCAUGACACAAUUUUCCCUACUGACCCCUUCCAGCGAGACCUGGAGAUACACCGGCCCCUUCAGCCGCGCCAACCGUUUCAAGCGCAUCUUCCCCGGCUUCGGCAUUGCCACCGUUGCCUUCGCCGGCUACUGCGCCUACGAGCACUUCUUCCUGAAGGACGACCACCACCACGGCGACGCCCACCACUAAAGAACGACGAUCGGCGACGCGGACGCGGCGGGAACCGACAUGCGGUAGAAAAGUCGAAGGAUACCCCGGAUUGCUGAGACUGGAGGCAUCCGUAUGUGAUUGAAGGAAUCGGGGAUCUGUGGGUGUAAUGAAGCCGGAAACGGCUGAAGCAAGGAGAGGAGAUAGAGUGUGGUCUCAUUGUCCUGGAUGGCCCCCUCCAGCUCUCUAGACGGCGCUUGGGUUGUUUCAUUUGUCGGGUGUACAUAGGUAGUAUCUGUUCUUUUAUCACAUAACAUUACUAAGUGCAUUGUUCGUUG